AAUGCAUUAGCUGACCUCACAUCUGGUUCAGCGGGCGAUGGCAGCUGCUGCAUACGCAGCUGAGUGAUAUAACAUCGACCAGAGUGUUCAGGGAGAGCCGGGGGAUUCUUAUCCCAAGUCCGCUGCUGCUUUCACCCAUUUCACCUCGCCAAAUUGUCGCAUUAGCUACACAGUCCAGUGGGUCUGAUGGCGUAACAAUUUGGGGUUGAAUUUGUAAACUCCGGAGUACCGAGCCGAAGUGUUGUUGCCCGUUGCUCAAUCGUGGCCCAAAUGCCUAUACAGGCUAGGAGUGAAUUAAAUAAAUAACACAUGUAGUAGAGUUAUAUUUAAGACAUUUUACAAACGAUUUUAUGGUUCAGUUAUUCCCCACCAUACUUACAGAUGCGUCCAAAGUGGAUUUUUUCAAAUCUUAUGUGUCUCAGCAAUGGAAAGCAAUCGGAAUUUUAUGGUUAUGGAUUCGAGCCUUCCUUGUUUUCUCCUUUUCAUCUUGAUUGGCUGUGUCAAAUGCUCUUUUGAUCACGACCACCACCGCAAUGACACCCGCCACUUUGAUUACUGUGUGCUUGGAGCUGGACCUGCAGGACUGCAGAUGGGAUAUUUCCUUUCCAAGGCCAAAAGAGACUAUAUCAUUUUGGAGAGGAACUCAGGACCAGGCAGCUUCUUUAACAAAUACCCGAGGCACAGGAAGCUCAUUAGCAUUAACAAAAUCCACACAGGAAGGCAGAACCGAGAGUUCAACCUGCGCCAUGACUGGAACUCGCUGCUGAGCAAUAAACCUGACCUCCUGUUCAAGCGAGUGAGCAGUGAGUUUUACCCACCAGCUGAUGCUUUCCCACUCUACCUGUCCAUGUUCGUGAAGGAGCUUGGGCUGAGGGUCAGGUAUGGUGUGGACAUUGGAAGGAUCGGGGCAAUGCAGUCAGCCACUGGCAGGAGCUACAUCCUGACUGAUCAACACGCGUCAGACUACCAAUGCAGUGUCCUACUGGUAGCAACAGGAUUGUGGGUUCCUCAGAAGGUAGAGUUUGUUGGUUCUGAGCUGGUUGAGGGCUAUGAGUCCAUCUCCACAAACCCUGAGGACUACAAGGACCAGGCCGUACUUAUUCUAGGAAAGGGGAACUCUGCUUUUGAAACCGCCCAGAGCAUUUUGGGAAGAGCAAGUCGGGUGCACAUGCUCAGUUCCAGCCCUGUUCGACUGGCUUGGCAAACACAUUAUGUUGGAGAUCUCAGAGCUGUGAAUAAUGAGCUACUAGACACAUAUCAGCUGAAAUCCCUCGAUGGGUUGGUGGAGGCACACUUGGAGAAAAUAGUCAUCUCUCAACGCAAGGAACAAGGCAGGAGGAGAUCAGGUGGAAAGAAGAAAGAGAAGAAGGGACAGUUGUACCUGACGUUAAAUAAGUACAUACAAAACCCCGGAGAGAAGAGUUCUUCUGAUGUGAUUGAAGAAGAACUGCCAGGGUAUCACAUUGACAACUUCCCUAUACGAAACCCCUACGACCGCGUGAUUCGAUGCCUUGGAUUCAGAUUCAACUUCAGCAUAUUUGACAGCUCUGCCUGCCCACCAAACAGUGAAAAUGCAAAAGGGAGGUUGCCGGGGGUGACAGCCUGGUAUGAAGGGAAGAACACCCCUGGCUUGUUUGUGCUGGGAACUGCUGCUCACUCCAGAGACUACCGCUCAUCUGCCGGCGGUUUCAUCCAUGGAUUCCGUUACACAGUGCGAGCUGUACAUCGUGUACUUGAACGUCGUUACCAUAGCCACCUGUGGCCAUCAACAAAGCUGUUGACAACGCAGCUGCAGUCCUGGAUUCUGAAGCGGGUGGGCGAGGCCUCAGGGCCAUACCAAAUGUUUGAGGUGCUUGGGGAUGUUAUACUUCUUCGAGGCUCUCACUGUGAAUACUUGGAAGAGUUUCCAAUCCAGGCCUUGCCUCAGUUCUCCUCUCUCUCGGGCCAUGAGGUGUCCAACCAUGGACUGGUAGUUGUAGUCAUGCAGUAUGGGAAGAAGAAGAUAGACUAUCUGGGGCGUAGCAGGGCAGAAACAGACUGGACCAAAGCUUGGAAAUCCAACUUUCUGCACCCUGUUUUAUACUACUAUGACACACUUCCUACUGAGGAAGAAAUGAAACUCCGUCCCCGUGGCUGGCCUCUACCAAGGCCCAAGGCAAUUCAUCACAUGGUUGAAGACUUCCUCACAGAAUGGGAGAGUCCCUUAUCUCACAUCCAGCCACUGCGACGCUUCCUGGAGCACUGUGUCCAGACUGACCUCAGGACCUUCUAUGCAGAAUCAUGUUUCCGCUCAUCCCUUACCCACCGCAAACCACCGCUGUUCUGUCAGCAAGGAUACUUGAAGCAGCAGGGUGUUGCUCACAACACUCAGCUGUGGCAGCACAUUUAUGACGCUGGAUUGAUGCCCACUGAGCAGGAUGCAGGCACAUCAGGUGCGGACCCAGCAUUCCCCAACUACCUGGCACAAGCUGGAGCCUCCAUGUCUUCAGGACUGAAACUCGACUUUUGACUGUUUUACUUAAGCGUGUUAAAGCUAUGCCUAUGAUGCUGUUUAGGUCCCUCAGACCUACUACCUCUAGCACCCAUAAUCAUUCCCUCCACAAGACCAAAUAUAUUUAACAGAAUACCAUCCUACAGAUCAGUAGUUUCCAACCUUAUAGGUUUCUCUACUUGCAACCCCUCCUCACCAAUUGCAGAUUUCUACCACUUGACUAUUUCAACCAAAGAGGGAUUUUCCUUGCUUUAUUUUAAUAAUGUUUAUGAUUGGAAAUCAGUGCUCAUCGUCAAGAGGCAACUUGUCUCUUGAAAACUCUCUUAUUGGUAUUCCCCAUAAAAUAUUUAUAUACAUUAUAACAUGCCGUUUCCAUUUCAUGGGUAUUUAGAAUAAAUUAAGCUAUAUAGGUGGAGGUUGGGUGUUACAAAAUUAUUAUGCAUUAUACAUUUUUACAUGGUAUUAACUGAUUAAACAUACAUUAAAGAGGGAAUACAAAGUUUGUCUUUUUUUUUAUUAUUCUAAUAAAAUUGUUUU
Messenger RNA from Xiphias gladius (swordfish), 3028 nucleotides. RefSeq names its product FAD-dependent oxidoreductase domain containing 2 (gene foxred2). Gene Ontology annotation, molecular function: flavin adenine dinucleotide binding; monooxygenase activity. Lineage: Eukaryota; Metazoa; Chordata; Actinopteri; Istiophoriformes; Xiphiidae. The coding region runs from base 425 to 2509 and encodes 694 amino acids. The transcript is spliced from 10 exons. The record is from RefSeq and is a predicted model, not a curated record.